AUGAGUGAUUAAGAAAGUGAAGAUGAUUAAAGUAAUAGAUAAUUGGGUAGACUGCGAGAUAAGCAAAAGAGAAAAUACAACUAGAUGGAAGAGGAAUACUACCCAUUAGAGCAUAAUGCAAUUGCAAAUGAACGGAGAUCAGCCAGAGCUAUCAAGAAGAAUUAUGCAGCAACUAUGAGCGAGGAAGAUGAACCCAUAAAUUAACCAGUUGAAGAAACAGAAGCGAAGCGCAUCUUCGUUCCAGAGAUUGAUCAAAUUUUAUGUAGAAAGAUAGACCAAAACACUUCCGAAAUCUUAUAUUUAGUAAAGUUUAAGAAUAGAAGCUACUUACAUACAGAAUGGCUUAAUGAAGAUAGAAUCCUUGAAGAAAAGAAUGGCAAGCAGAAAAUUAAUAGAUUUAACAAAGUCUUCGAGAAGCGUAUCCAAGAGGAAAUCGAUGACUUUCUAGAUGAUCAAUAUUUUGAUCCAGCCUUCUAAGAAGUAGAUAGAGUAUUAUCAUGUACAGAAAUCUUUCCUAUUGUUCAUCCAAAAAAGGGAUCGGAAAUGAAAGGAAAGUGGGCAGAAUCACUAACUAAAGUAAUGUCUCACUUGCUCAACUUCUCCAGAGAUCAAAUCCAUUAUGGUGUAUACUUCUUAGAACAAAAAACAUUCCUUGAUUUUGGAACCAUUAAUAAUCGACUUUAUUUGGGAUAUUACAAAAAUUUUAGUGAUUUCUGGUCUGAAUUGGGCUCAGUCUUUAAAGCUGCAGCAUAAGAAUGGCAAGAAGGAACAGAAAUGAAUAAAAUCACUAACACUCUAAUAGAAUGUUCUACUGUACUCUAUAAUAUUUGGUAUGAAGAAGCCAAUUAAAACUAUUAAUCUAAAUUACAAUAGCAAAGAUAUAUCAAUGAACAAGCAUACAAAGAGAAGAUCAAUGAUGCUCAUAGGAAAGAUAUUAUGCCAGAAUUGAAAAAAGAGAAAAUCAAAGAAUUAGUUUCUAAAGUUUUGAAUAUCAUAGAAGAUAAACAAUAUAAUCUUCAAGAACAUGCCAAAGAGAUUGAAAACAUCUUAGAGUAAGAACUAAACAUUAAAUUAAAAAUUGAGAAUGACUAAGAAUUCGAUCUGGAAGUUUACUUAAAGUAAUCCCUCCAAAAUUAAGAUAUCGAUGUUGCUCAAGAGAUGCAAUUAGAAAUGCAAGAUUUUUAAUCCUAAAUGGAUGUUGUUGAUCCAGAUAUAGAAUCAUGGAAUCCAGGUGAAAAAUCAUUUGAAUGGCUUAAUGAAUCACCAGAGGAAAUACAAUUAUUAACUAAAGAGGAGAUCUAGAACCUCUAACAAGAACCUGAUAAACUCUAUUUUGUAAAAUGGAAACAUUUGUCUUAUCUAGAGGCUACAUGGGAACCUGAAUCUCUUAUUGAUUGCAGACAAAAGAUUCAAGAAUUCAAAUAAUUUAAUAGAAGUCUAGAUAAAGAAACAAGAAAUUUAAUGAUGCAGCAAAAUUUAAAUCAUAAGAAUUUAAUAGAAUAUGACCAAGGUAUCAAGAAAAAGAAAUUAUCCAACAUGCAAAUCCAAGAUAUCAAAUCAUAAUUGUAUUUCCUCAAUUAAUAAAAACCUCCACAUGAAUAUACUUAACUCACCCAAACAAUUUAUAAGGAUAAACGUUUGCUGAGGGAUUAUCAACUGGAUAGUUUAAAUUGGUUAAUCAGAGCAUGGUAUGAAGACAGAAAUGUUAUUUUGGCUGAUGAAAUGGGACUUGGUAAAACCAUACAGACAAUUGCAUUCUUAAAUCAUCUCUAUAAUUUUGAAAAUUACAGAGGUCCAUUCUUAGUAAUAGCUCCUUUGUCUACUCUACAACAUUGGAAACGAACAGUUGAAGAAUGGACUAAUCUAAAUGCCGUACUCUAUUAUGAUCAAGAAAGCAAUGCUGGCAGAUAACUUUGUAGAUAAUAUGAAUUCUUUUAUACAGAUAUAAGCAUGAAAGGAAUUCUAUUAACAGCCUCAGAAAUAUAUAAAUUUCAGAUUCUUAUAACUAGUUAUGAAGUAUUUAUGCAAGAUUUUCAGAAUAUAUUUAUAAAUAUUCCUUUCUAAUAUAUAGUUGUGGAUGAAGCCCAUAAGUUAAAAAAUUCUAAUGCAAGAAUCUUAUAAUCACUUAAAAGACUCUCCUGUUAACGCACUUUACUCUUGACUGGAACUCCUAUUUAAAACAAUACUGAAGAAUUAUUUAGUUUACUGAACUUCAUAGAACCCAAUCAAUUCUGCAAUCUUAACUAUUUCAAACGAGACUAUGGAUAGUUAGAAACAUCAGAUUAAGUUGAUAGGCUGAAUGUCUUAUUGAAACCUUACAUUCUGAGAAGACAAAAAGAAGAUGUCGAAUAAAUGAUUCCUCCACUUCAAGAGACCAUUAUAGAUAUUGAGAUGACAACAGUUUAGAAACAUAUUUAUAAAGCUUUGUAUGAUCGAAAUAAGUCAAUGUUGGAACAGGGAUUCUCUUAAUGGGCUGCAAAUGCUGCAUCUCUUAAUAAUCUUGAGAUACAACUGAGAAAGUGUUGCAAUCAUCCAUUUUUAAUUUAAGAGAUGUAAAACGAUUUAUCAAAAGGCUGUUAGACUAAAAUUGAUUAUAUAAAUAAAUUAGUUGAAAGUUCUGGUAAAAUGAUUCUGUUGGAUAAAUUAUUAAAUAAAUUUAGAAGUGAAGGUAAGAAAAUGCUCAUUUUCUCUUAAUUCACUAUGAUGUUAUCAAUAUUAGAAGAGUAUUUGAAAUUCAAGUAAGUCAAAUAUGAAAAAAUCGAUGGAUAAAUCAAGGCAAGAGAAAGAUCUAAUGCAAUAGACAGAUUCAACGAUCCUUCUAAAAAGAGGGAAGUUUUUCUGUUAUCCACUAAGGCAGGAGGACAAGGAAUUAACUUAACUGCUGCUGAAAUAGUUGUUAUAUACGAUUCAGAUUGGAAUCCAUAAAAUGAUGUGCAAGCAACUGCAAGAGCUCAUAGGAUUGGUCAAUCUAAAGAAGUUACAGUCUAUAGAUUGAUUACGAAGGAUACUUAUGAAGCAGAAAUGUUUGAAAGAGCCAUAAAGAAAUUAGGGUUAGAUUAAGCAAUCUUUAUGAAUGGUCAAUUUAAAUCAUGCGAGAAUUCUUAUAAGAGCAAUAAAAAUGACAAAAAGAUGAGUAAACAAGAUAUGGAAGUCCUGUUGAAAAAUGGAAUAAUAGGAUUGAUAACUAAUAAUUAAAAUGGUGAUACUUUUUAAGAGAAAAAUAUUGAUGAGAUUUUGGAAAAGAAUUCAAGGACUGCAAAAUAUUCACUCAUUAAUGGCUCUUAUACAGUAUCAAAAUAAUCAUUUGUUUCAGAGAAGACUGACAAAUCUAUCAAUAUCUAGGAUCCUAAUUUUUGGAAGAUAAUUUUAAAAAGUUCAGAAAGUAGAUGUUAGAAAUUAAGCAAAAUGUUUGAUCUGCAUAUGUCGUUGUAAGAACAGAAGAAAUAUCUAGAAGAGGUUGGAGAUUGUGUUAAUCAAUUGAUAGAAUCCAAAUUAAGUUAAUCCAAUUAUAGUACUGAUGAUGAAUAAAUAUUAACAGAUUUACUGAAUAAGAUAAAUUCAUCAAAUUAUGCAAAGAAUUAUAGAGAACUAGCCAUGAAUUGGAUUUAUGAAUUAAGUAAACCCUCAAGAAGAAUUAAGAAAAUAACUGAUUUGGAUUUAGGUAGGAAGUAAUAAAGGACAGUUGAAUUGUAAGGAGAAGAUGCCAGAAGAUUAGCAUCAAAGAGCAAAGAAGAAUUAAUCAAAAAGUUAUGUUAUGUCUGUGAAAGAUCUAAUUGUUCUAUUUUUUGCAUGGGACAUUGUAGAAGAGCAUUUCAUGAUGCAUGCAAAGAAUUGUUAGAGACUACUGAUUAUAUCAACGUCGAAGGUCCUGAUUAGGAUUUUCUUAAUAAAAAUGCAUUCCCUGAAUUCAAUUGGAGUGGUGAAUAAUUGAAGGAAAAGAUCAACAUAAGAUAUUCUUGUCCGGAUUGUAGAAAUAAUCUAGUGGUCUGUUUGCUUUGUAAAUAGAAAGGUACCUAUCCUCCAGACAAGAAAUAAAAAGAAGAGAUUGUGUAAAUUGAUGAAUUUGAUCCUUCUGAUGAUAAUGUAAAGAAAAGCAAAAAUAAAUCAAUCAUAUCUAAAUGUUCAACUGCUAAUUGUAAUCGAUAUUUUCACUUGAGUUGUAUCUAAGCCAAUCCCUUAUCAAAAUCACUUGAUACUAAUGCUGACUUAUUUAGAUGUCCCUCUCAUAUUUGUGUAUUCUGUAAAAUCAAUUCUUCCAAUAUGACGACUGCUUUAAUACAUUGCAUUAGAUGUUGCAGAUCAUUUCAUAGUAAAUGUGCUCCUCCUGAGAUCAAAGUUAAAAUUUAAAAGAUUGGCAAAAAAGUCAUGAUUUGUGAUCUGUGUGUCAAACCUAAAUAAGAAAAGAGCGAAGCAAGCAUGAUUGUCAAAAUACCUUUCAUAGGAUAUCAAAAGAAAGUAAAACACUCAAAAGCAGAAUUUAACAGCAUUGGAACUACAGCCAGAACACGUAAAAUCUAAGAAAAAAAGCAUGAGACUCAAGAUUCAGACAAGAGAAGAAUGGACUCCAGUAGAAGUAACAGCCAAGAAAUAAUAUAAAAGAAAGUUCAAAGAGAGAAACGUAGCAAAGAUAUACAUCCUUAUUCCUAUGAAGAACUAGGCAUUAUACCAGUUAAACAUUUUGAUUAUUCUAAAUACAAAAACGAUUGGUGUAGAUAUUGUGGCGCAAGAUUUGCUUCCAAUUUUACAAAAGGGCCUUGGGGUUCAAGAACUCUCUGUACAAUUCACUAUAUCAAUUGGUGUUAGAAAAAGCAAUUAGAUUUGACUUAGUAUCCAGACAUUCCAGACAAUCCCAUUAAUAGAGAUGAUCAAACUGAGCUCUAAUUUCUGUAAAGAUAAAAGGCUAAAGAUCCUAAUUUUGAUCCUAGAAAAGAACUUAACAUUUAAAACGAUGAAUAAUAUUAAAUAUUCAGCAAUUACUGA
Messenger RNA from Paramecium tetraurelia, 4980 nucleotides. RefSeq lists its product as uncharacterized. Gene Ontology annotation, biological process: chromatin remodeling. The transcript is spliced from 5 exons. NCBI's taxonomy places the organism in Eukaryota, Ciliophora, Oligohymenophorea, Peniculida, Parameciidae. The record is from RefSeq and is a predicted model, not a curated record. Gene Ontology annotation, cellular component: chromatin; nucleus. Gene Ontology annotation, molecular function: DNA binding; histone binding; ATP binding.